Aspergillus clavatus NRRL 1 is the source of this 1050-nucleotide messenger RNA. RefSeq names its product twinfilin. The record is from RefSeq and is a predicted model, not a curated record. Gene Ontology annotation, cellular component: actin filament; cytoplasm. Gene Ontology annotation, molecular function: actin monomer binding; actin filament binding. Bases 1 to 1050 code for a protein of 349 amino acids. The transcript has 4 exons. NCBI's taxonomy places the organism in Eukaryota, Fungi, Ascomycota, Eurotiomycetes, Eurotiales, Aspergillaceae. Gene Ontology annotation, biological process: barbed-end actin filament capping; actin filament depolymerization.
AUGCAGUCCGGAAUCGCAGUCUCCCAGGAGCUGCACGAUGCCUUCUCGACCUUCGCCUCGGACUCCUCCAUCUUCUGCCUCCCCGUGACCAUCACCGCAGAGAGCCUGACCCCUCUCUCGCCCAUCCGCUUCUCCACCCCGAACGCCUUCUACCCUUCCCUCCCACAGCUCUCGUCCGUCCUGCAGCCCAAAACCCCUCUCUACCUGCUCUUCCGCCGUCCGGAAUCGGGCUCCUCGACCCUCAGCGCCCUGACAUACAUCCCCUCCAAUGCCCCCGUGCGCGCGAAGACGCUCUUCGCCUCCACCCGCGCCACGCUGGUCCGCGAGCUAGGCAGCGAGAAGUUCGCGUCGACGAUCUUCGCGACGGAGGAGGAGGAGGUGACCAGCGAGGAUGCCUGGCGCGAGCGCGACGCCGAGAAGAAAGGGUCCGGCGGCAAGGGUGGGUUCCGGCGGGAGGAUCUGAUGGGGGAGAAGGAGCGGGAGCUGGAUGCUGUGCGGAGGGCGGAGGAGGAGGCGAGGAGUGGGACGCCCGGGCGGGAUAUUGGGAUCGGGGGCUCGUUUCCCCGCGGUGGGUUUGGCUCGGGCGUGCAGUCGCGUAUACGGAUGAAUGUCCACGACGAAGCGAAGACUGCUCUGGCUGAACUGCAGGAGGGUGGGCUGGUGCAAUUGGCUAUUGACACUGCGUCCGAGACUUUCACACUCGCCACAGCAAAAUCCGGCAUCGAUGCACACUCUGUCCAGGAUCAUAUCCAUCCGUCCUCGCCUCGGUACACUUUCUACCACUAUCCCGAGUCCGAAACCGUGUUCUUCAUCUAUACCUGCCCGUCAGGCUCAUCGAUCAGAGAGCGAAUGAUGUACGCAAGCUCGCGCAUGUAUGCCCUUACUGUUGCCGAUGAACACGGGCUCAAGAUUUCCAAGAAGUGUGAUAUGCAGAUUGAAGCAUCCUCCCCGGAUGAAAUUUCGGGUGAUAGACUGCAAGAGGAGGUUCAGCCCCAGCAGAACGACGGGAUGAGACGAGGAUUUGCCAGACCUAAGCGGCCUGGCAGGUAA